Molecule: messenger RNA, 1413 nt
Organism: Phytophthora nicotianae INRA-310
Lineage: Eukaryota; Oomycota; Peronosporomycetes; Peronosporales; Peronosporaceae
Exons: 2
Coding region: 72-1067 (331 amino acids)
Biological process (GO): S-methylmethionine cycle
Molecular function (GO): zinc ion binding; S-adenosylmethionine-homocysteine S-methyltransferase activity
Source: RefSeq, a predicted model, not a curated record
CAGACACCAGCCAUCGAUUUCGUCGUACGUUGACGCAUUUUUUGACCCAGCAUUGUUACGCACCCGUCCCGAUGAGCUCCGCGUUGACUGGUCUGCAGCAGCUUCUAGCUGACAAGAAGCGCGUCGUCGUAUUGGAUGGAGGCUUUGCCACCGAAUUAGAGAAGGACCCGCGGGUGGAUUUGAGCGCUAGUAGCCUCUGGUCCGCCUCGCUGUUAUUGGACAAGAACGAGCACCUUCAAGACGUGGUUGUCAAUGCACACCAGACUUAUUUCCUGGCAGGUGCCGAUGUGGCCACCACCGCCAGUUAUCAGGCUUCAGUCGACGGCUUCAAGCGUGAGGGCGUGACAGCCAUCGAGGACGUCGAGAAGCUCUUCGCUAAGAGCAUCGAUCUCGGCGUACAAGCGCGUGACGCGGCCUGGAACGAGCUGCAACAGAGCAAACGCAUUAAACCCCUCGUAGGCGCCAGCAUCGGCUGCUACGGUGCGGCGUUGGCUGACGGAUCGGAAUACCGCGGUGACUAUGGCAAGACCAAGGACGAGCUGGUGGCUUGGCAUAAGCACCGCUUUGCCUUCUUCACCAACUACGCACCUGCUGAUUUCUUGAUCUGUGAGACCAUUCCCUGUCUCGUGGAGGUGGAGGCCUUCGUGGACCUGCUCAACGAGUUCCCGACCACACACGCCAUCGUGGCCGUGGCCUGCCGCAACGGCAAGGAACUCAACAGCGGCGAGCCGAUCGCUCGCAUCCCGGAGAUCCUGUCCAAGCUCAAGAACCCCUCGCAGCUGUUGGCUAUUGGUAUUAACUGUACGCCACCGCAGUACGUCGAGAGUCUGCUGCUCGAGCUGGAUUGCGCUUGGCCCAAGGCCGUGUACCCCAAUAGUGGCGAAGGCUGGGAUGGAGUGAACAAGAAGUGGCUUCCGGCUGAUAGUACUGGUGGUCCCAGCUCCUGGGAGGAGUACUCUCCCAAGUGGUACGACGCUGGAGCGCGCUUCUUCGGUGGCUGCUGCCGUACGUCCCCCGACGACAUUCGCGCUAUUCGCGAGUACUUUGCCCGCCGCCAGCUGCUGUAACUUGCCGGUCCGACGCUCGAAAUCUACCACUUGCUAUGUAACUAGUCACAGAGUUCUUUAGAGACUGACGCAAGUGCUGGUGAGACCGCCGGGUUCGAGCUUUCGAGAUACAGACGCUGUCGCUCAUGAUUACGAAGAUAGCGCAGUGCAAUGCGAACGUUCGCGCAACAACGCUUAAACGCUUCGUCACUUGUCAGUUGCUGUGCAUUAGAGACGUCGCAGUGAGAAAUAAAGCUCUCGACAUGUCUUCGCAGUUCCCUCAAUUGUUUCUUUUCGUGCCCGCUGCAGCGUCGAGUUGAAUGGUAAUCGGGGCUUACGUCGAUAUUGUUUGACUCCACUUUAAUGC